AUGUCUUUGGACGAAGAACCAGACGGCUUCUCUCCCGAAGUGCCAUUGCUGUCAGAAGCCGAGGAAUUGUUUGAGCUUGCAAGAUUUACCAUUACGAGUCUGUUUCGAAUCGCGAUCAUGAUCCGCAAAUCGACUUCUACAGACAGAUUUGCCAAAGCGUCGCUCUCUAGGUAUGCUCAAAGCGAUCCGAGUUUCGAAAUAAAGCAUGUACUUGAGAAGUUCCCUCUUCUCAGUAACGCCAACAAGGAUUGGCUGAGCACACGCCUCGGUGUGGCCAACUCUCAGCGCAGAGGCUAUCUGAGCUAUGUCCGUGAUCAUCAGCGGAAGCUUGAGCUACCUCCCGAGAUAUCGGGCACGAACAAUGAAGAGGACACAUCGACGAUCCAGAUGACAGCAGCAUCAACCUUCCUAAAUCCCACGACUACAGCUACCGAGCCUCCAUCUGAUGACAAGUCAUCCGAGGCGUCAUCAGCCCUAUCUUCGCUCGGAUCUCGAGACGAUUCUUAUACUUAUCCUCCAACUCUGGCCGUUAUUUCCAACGGAUCUAUCGAGUUCGAAUGCCCGCUGUGUCAUCUAAUACAGAGAAAUCUUACCGAGAAAACAUGGCAAAAGCACCUGUAUAGAGACUUACGCCCUUACGUCUGCACCUUUGAAGACUGCGACCUCAAGCUGUUCCCGGAUCCCGCGUCUUGGAUGGCACAUGAAGCAGCAUAUCACCGAUCUCGGCGGCAGUGCCCGCUGUGUACAGGAGAAGAAUCCUUCGAUAUUGCCAAUCUUCGGACCCAUAUACAACUCCAUUUACCGAGUGCAACCAAUGAUCAGAUUGAAUCCCUUAGCGAAGCUGCAAGACAUGUCCAGCAUGUCUACCUCGCCUCUGAAUGUCCGUUUUGCGACAGCUGGGAGGUAAAGCUGAGAGACUCGGGAAAUGAGACUGUUUCUGAUGGACCUAUUCAAGUCACGUCAUCUCAGUACAAGAGACACGUUGGAUCUCACAUGCGACAACUUGCUCUCUUUGUCGUUCCCCGGGAAUACAUGCGGCUCGAUGAAGACUCCACCGCAGAGAGUGAGACUGAUGUUGGUGCUAACGCCCACAGCGAUGAUGAAGAACCCUCCUUACUUUCUUCGGUCGACCGAAUCCAUCAGGAAACGCUUUCUUCAUCUCUCCAGCAAGGAGAUCGGGAGGCAUCAGGCAGUCUUAUUCAUGAAUCGGACUCAAGCAAGACCACAUUCAUGUGUCCAGUGCGGGUACGAGAGCAAGAUCGUGGUGAUUCGGAGUUUUCUUGUGAAACCUCCACAUUCAACAACUUGGCAGAGGUUCGACGCCACAUGAAGCGCGCUCGCCAUGUAUCAUUCCUAGAAUUAUGCCCCACAUGUAACGAGCAUGUAGUUGACAAGACAGCUUUUGAGAUGUGGCAUGGCCGGAACUGUAACAAACCUUAUAUAACGGCGAUUGGACCGAAAGGGAAAGAGAAGCAAUGGCAGCAGCUUUAUGACUCCAUCAAUCCAAAGACAACGAAUGAAAUAACAUCUCAGACUACUCCGUUGGCCACUGGUCAUGAUCCAAGUCGCGGGACAAAUCCUGAUGCUGAUACCGAGGCUAAUAUGGAAAAAGUCUGGGAUAAGCACACGUCCGAUGAUCCAGCCCAGCUCCAUGAUAAGCGACCUGAGAACCCACCGUGA
Didymosphaeria variabile is the source of this 1680-nucleotide messenger RNA. RefSeq lists its product as uncharacterized. The transcript has 3 exons. The coding region runs from base 1 to 1680 and encodes 559 amino acids. NCBI's taxonomy places the organism in Eukaryota, Fungi, Ascomycota, Dothideomycetes, Pleosporales, Didymosphaeriaceae. The record is from RefSeq and is a predicted model, not a curated record.